Aureobasidium vineae is the source of this 2850-nucleotide messenger RNA. The record is from the annotation of a GenBank genome assembly. Lineage: Eukaryota; Fungi; Ascomycota; Dothideomycetes; Dothideales; Saccotheciaceae.
AUGGCUGUCUUCUCGGCAUUCAGCGGCAGCUUUGCUGUGACGGCUGUCUUCUUGCUGUUCCUGCUGCAUGCUCGCCCAGCUCAUGCUUUCGGCGCCGGCAACAUUGCCUCUGUGUCCAAUGUCGAGGGCGUCAAUUUCCGCCAUGGAGACAUCGAAGACACUCUCCUUACCCUCGUCAGCUCGUACGCCUACGCCAAGGGCGCCAAGUUCAGCAAGAUCGAUGUCAAGCGUGUCUACUUUGGCAACUGGCUCCGCGACUACUCGCAGGCUGUCGAUGUCGGUACUACCAAGCACGUCUCGGCUGAGGCCAUUCGUAUCCUGCUAUGGGUUCUUGGCUUCCUCACCUUUGGGUAUGGCACCGGCGAGUUCGAAGUCACCACCGAGAGACUAGGCUGCUACCGCCCCGAAGAGCACAUCGACAAUCCUCAGGGGUACGCUGAAGGAGAAGACGCCCGCCAGUACGAUCGCCGACUACGCGGCCCCGUAGACGAAGAGAGGGAGUUGAGCAUCGAUGAGAGGACAGGCCUUAAGAACUACAUCGCCUCGGAAGACAUGAGAAUUACAACGUCCGCCCAGCUAGUACGCAACCUGUUCGGCCGCUGCAUCGAUCUCGGAAGAGAGUACAACAGGAGUAGAGACAAGAAGCAAUUUUACGAGGCUUUACGCCUCCUCGGUACGGCAACACAUUGUCUCGAAGAUUACAGUGCACAUUCAAACUACACCGAGCUCGCCCUCAUCGAGCUGGGCGAGCGCGACGUUUUUCCUCAUGUUGGCCGCAACACCCAAGUCCGUGUCCAGGGAGCCCGCCACCAGGUCUACCCCAUCGUGACGGGCACCUUCGGUGGUGUCGACUUCCUCCACUCGGUCAUGGGCGAGUUAGACGACAAGGCCACUCAGUCCGAGAUUCAAGAGCUGGAGGGCGUCAUCGAUAGUUCGCAGAACCAGAACACCAGUCUGCUCAAGAAGCUUCUCAAGGCCCUUCCUUCCGGCCUGCUCGGCGGCAAGGACCAGGCUGGUAAGGUUGACGAGCUGCAGAGCAACGCUGCCGCCGCCCAGAUGGGCAACAUGAAGCUCUCGCCUCGCCAACCCGAAGAGUGGGCCAAACAGCUUCAAGAAGUUCAGAACCAAAUCUACCCCAUCCUUGAGUUCCACGACGGGCUUAUGAUGGGCAUCAACGAGGCUAUCGAGAAGAUCCCCAUCUUGCCCGAUCUUCUGGAGCAGCUCACCGAGCAGCUCAACAUCUUCGUCUUCUCAUUGCUUGCUCCUUUCGUCCUGCCCAUCAUCAGCCAGGUCAAGGAAGAGCUCGCCACUGGUUCUUCCGAGGUCAUUCAGAGCAGUCGCGACAAGCAAUUGAUCGUCUUCCACGACGACGAUUCGUCCAACCCCACCCACUCUAUGCUCUCCAAGGACCAUUUCUCCAACAUUCUCAACGAGCCCGCCGGGAAGAUUGGAUGUGCCGUCCUCAAAUGGGUUGUUCCUCAAAUCGUCCAGUGCUGGGACAACGAGAAUGUCGAUAUCGCCAGAACUCUUGACCGUAUCAUCGGCGGUGUCUUCCACCACCCUGCCUUGCGUCAGUUUGGCAACGACGGUGCUGCUGACGGCCGUCACAUUAUGUUUGGCGUUGUUGAGCAGUGGUGGCAGGAGAAGUCCGAGCGCGAGCGUGAUGAUCUCCGUCUCAAGCUCAGCAGACGCGGUGUCGAGACUGGUCAGAACCACAAGGAAGGAGUCCAAGACUCGGGACAUGGCUGCUGCAAGCCUCUCUUCCAGCAAAAGCAGCACAGCAACGCUCCUGCUGCUGCAGCUCACGCAGCUGUUAUGGAGGGCAUCAGCGACUUUGUCAGUGGUGGUCAACAGCACAAUAGCUCUGGCAACUAUGGACGCCCCAGCAGUCGUCCUACCAGUAGCUUCGAGCAGCAGGCCGGAAACUUUGUCGGCGAGGCUGUCGGCGGUGGUGCUCUUGGCUCUAUUCUUGGUGGUCUAGUCGGUAGCGUUGGAGGUAGUCUUUUGAGCGGCGCUUUCGAGUCCCAGGGUCAGACCCAGACGUACCAGCAGUCAAGUUACGGCCAAGACGGGUCUCAUACCCAGAGCUACAUGCAGACUGGCGAGCGUCCCUCUUCUAGACCCUAUGGCCAAGAGCACACUGCACAGGCUGAGUACAAGACUACUCAAUACCCCGGCGGUGGCCACAGAACGGAGUACAACCGCUAUGAACAGGAAGGUAACUCUGGGUACGGUUACCAGCAAAGCACCGAAGUUCGCCCUACACAAGGUGGCGGCUACGAACAGCGUAGUGAGCGUCGCCAAGAGCGACCUGGUGGUCGCUGGGAGAGUGAAGUGCAGGAGCAAAGAGUUGGUGCUGCUGGAGAGUACUACCAGAUCGAGGAAAAGCACCAUGGCAGAAGACAUGACGAUGAUGACGACGACAACGAGCGCCGUUCCCACAGAAAACAUGGAUCUAAUCAUCGCAACGAUUACGAGAGCGAGCAACAACCCUCCUACUCCCGCCCCGAUAACAGUGGUGGCUUCCCUGGUGCCUCCUACCACGCUCAGCACCAAGAACGUCAAGACGAACGUCCCAGCUACGGCAACGAUAACUUCGGUGGCCGCAACGAGGGUUAUGGCAGACAAGAGUAUGGUGGUGGACGACAAGAGUAUGGCAGUGGAAGACAAGAAUAUGGCCGCGAAGAUAACAACAGCUAUGGUCGUCAAGAACAGGGUUACGGUCGUCGUGAUGAGGAUGAAAUGCCUGGCGGCUUCCCCGAUGACGAUGGACGUGAACGUAGACACCAUGGCGGUCGUCAUGAAGGCGGCAAUGGCUACAAUGGCGGCUAUGAGGGUCGUAGAUGGUAA